Messenger RNA from Tupaia belangeri chinensis (Chinese tree shrew), 2052 nucleotides. RefSeq names its product solute carrier family 27 member 3 (gene SLC27A3). Gene Ontology annotation, molecular function: RNA binding; long-chain fatty acid-CoA ligase activity. Gene Ontology annotation, cellular component: endoplasmic reticulum membrane; mitochondrion; plasma membrane. NCBI's taxonomy places the organism in Eukaryota, Metazoa, Chordata, Mammalia, Scandentia, Tupaiidae. Gene Ontology annotation, biological process: long-chain fatty acid metabolic process; mRNA processing. The record is from RefSeq and is a predicted model, not a curated record.
CAACCCAGAAAGGCCCCAGGGAGGCUGCAGCCUAGCCUGGCGCCUCGCACAACUGGCUCAGCAGCGCCCGGCGCACACCUUUCUCAUUCACGGAGCGCGGCGCUUUAGCUACGCGGAGGCGGAGCGCGAGAGUAACCGGACUGCGCGCGCCUUUUUGCGCGCGCGAGGUUGGGACUGGGGACCCGGUGGCAACGACCUCAGCAGAGACACACAGAGCAUCGGGGAAAGCGAGCAGGCGACGAAGAGCACGGGAGACUCGGUGGCUGGAAGCGGCACGGCACUUGCGGAGUGUGGCGCGGACGUAAUGGCCAGAAGUGAAGGAGCCGCGGCCCCUCUGACACCUGGGGCGACCGUGGCGCUGCUCCCGCCCGCCAGCCCCGAGUUCCUGUGGCUCUGGUUCGGGCUGGCCAAGGCAGGCCUGCGCACGGCCUUUGUGCCCACCGCCCUGCGCCGGGGCCCCUUGCUACACUGCCUGCGCAGCUGCGGCGCGCGCGCACUGGUGCUGGCUCCAGACUUCCUGGAGUCCCUGCAGCCUGACCUGCCGGCCCUGAGAGCUAUGGGGCUCCACCUAUGGACUGCAGGCCCCGGAACCCAGCCUGCUGGAGUCAGCGAUGUCCUGGCUGAGGCCUCGGCUGAAGUGGAUGAGCCAGUGCCGGCGUACCUCUCUGCUCCCCAGAGCAUGAUGGACACAUGCUUGUACAUCUUCACCUCUGGCACCACGGGCCUCCCCAAGGCUGCUCGGAUCAGUCACCUGAAGGUCCUGCAGUGCCAGGGGUUCUAUCAGCUGUGCGGCGUCCGGCAGGAGGAUGUGAUCUACCUCGCCCUCCCGCUCUACCACAUGUCCGGCUCCCUGCUGGGCAUCGUGGGCUGCUUGGGCAUCGGGGCCACAGUCGUGCUGAAGUCCAAGUUCUCAGCUGGACAGUUCUGGGAGGACUGCCAGCAGCACGGAGUGACAGUGUUCCAGUACAUUGGGGAGCUGUGCCGGUACCUUGUCAACCAGCCCCCGGGCAAGGCAGAACGUGGCCACAAAGUCCGGCUGGCAGUGGGCAGUGGGCUCCGCCCAGACACCUGGGAACGUUUCGUGCAGCGCUUUGGGCCCCUGCGGGUGCUGGAGACGUAUGGACUGACAGAGGGCAACGUGGCCACCUUCAACUACACAGGCCAGCGGGGUGCUGUGGGGCGCGCCUCCUGGCUUUACAAGCACGUCUUCCCCUUCUCUUUGAUCCGCUAUGAUGUCACCACAGGGGAGCCGAUUCGUGACGCCCAGGGGCGCUGCCUGGCCACCUCUCCAGGUGAGCCAGGGCUGCUGGUGGCCCCAGUGGGCCCGCAGUCCCCAUUCCUGGGCUAUGCUGGGGGUCCGGAGCUGGCCCAGGGGAAGCUGCUGAAGGACGUCUUCCAGCCGGGGGAUGUUUUCUUCAACACCGGAGACCUGCUGGUCUGCGACGACCAAGGCUUUCUUCGCUUCCACGACCGUACUGGAGACACCUUCAGGUGGAAGGGGGAGAACGUGGCCACAACCGAGGUGGCAGAGGUCUUAGAAGCCCUGGAUUUUCUGCAGGAAGUGAACGUCUAUGGCGUCAGUGUGCCAGGGCAUGAAGGCAGGGCCGGGAUGGCAGCUCUGGUUCUGCGUCCCCCUUACUCUCUGGACCUGGGGCAGCUCUACGCCCACGUGUCUGAGAACUUGCCACCUUAUGCCUGGCCUCGGUUCCUAAGGCUCCAGAAGUCUCUGGCCACCACAGAGACCUUCAAACAGCAGAAAGUUCGGAUGGCGAAUGAGGGCUUUGACCCAAGAACGUUGUCCGACCCCCUCUACAUUCUGGACCAGGCCACAGGUGCCUACCUGUCACUCACGCCUGCUCGGUACCAGGCCCUCCUGGCCGGGGACCUUCGCAUCUGAGACCUUCGGUACCCGAGGCACCUGAGGGGCUGCAGGGGCUGGGGGCGUGGGGCUGUUGCAGAUACACAGGGGCUGUCAGGGAUCUUUUAUACACCGGAUGUGUAGUUACGGUUUUGUAAUAAAUGGGACUGGAGCCGAUCUGGCCACCUUUCAGA